Eurytemora carolleeae is the source of this 705-nucleotide messenger RNA. Its product is annotated as Na(+)/H(+) exchange regulatory cofactor NHE-RF1. Gene Ontology annotation, cellular component: apical plasma membrane. NCBI's taxonomy places the organism in Eukaryota, Metazoa, Arthropoda, Copepoda, Calanoida, Temoridae. Gene Ontology annotation, molecular function: protein binding; protein-membrane adaptor activity. Gene Ontology annotation, biological process: protein localization to plasma membrane. The transcript is spliced from 6 exons. Bases 1 to 690 code for a protein of 229 amino acids. The record is from RefSeq and is a predicted model, not a curated record.
AUGUCACAUUUUAUUGCGUUCUUAAUCAAUGGGCGUCCUCACUGCUCUGCAGUUUCCGGUUUUGAUGUGUUGUGUUCAGGACAAUUUAUUGGCAAGGUUGACCCCAACUCUCCAGCUGAAGCAGCAGGACUACGCGAGGGAGAUAAAAUCAUAGAAGUUAAUGGGGUCAAUAUAAGUCAGGAGAACCAUAAACAAGUUGUACAGAGGAUUAAAGCAGUGAAAGAAGAAACAAGACUUCUUGUUGUAGACACAAAAACAGAAAUCUAUCACAAGGAAAAAGAUAUUAUAAUCACUAGUUCUUUACCUUACGUGAAACAUCUUUCUUCGGAUAAACAUUUUGAAUACAUAGAUACAAGAAUACAGACACCAUCAGUUCCAACUAUAGAGCAUACGCCUUCAGUAAAAGGGCGGGACAGUCCGGUUGGGGGACGGGACAGCCCAGCUGAAGGACGGGAUAGCCCAUCUGAAGGACGGGACAGCCCAGCUGGGGGCAGGGACAGCCCGGAUUCUGAAGCUAGUCUGGAAGAGAUCCCUCCAGAUCACAGGUACAUAACAAGAGAUGUGAAAAGAGAGGACAGCUCGUCCUCGGAGCGAACUCUUUCUAAUCGGUCCUCUAUGUCCUCAAUUGGAAAGGUCAGUUCAUUAAAGGGACUUUACAGUCCCUUUAAUGUGAUUUUAGACGUAACAUAAAGUGACCUUCUUUUA